This is a messenger RNA of Fusarium proliferatum ET1, 321 nucleotides long. RefSeq lists its product as uncharacterized. The record is from RefSeq and is a predicted model, not a curated record. The coding region runs from base 1 to 321 and encodes 106 amino acids. The transcript has a single exon. Lineage: Eukaryota; Fungi; Ascomycota; Sordariomycetes; Hypocreales; Nectriaceae.
AUGCCACCUCAUGCUGUUCAUUCCAACACCAUCUUACCAAUGUCGACUUUAGCCGUCAUCAUUAUCGAAUCCAAUGUCUCCGAUCAAAGUCUCCGACAUGUGAGAUCAGAUCCUGUUCAUUCAAGAGCUUAUUUAUCAGAAACCACCCCUUUUAAGGUCAAUUCCAAGAUGAUCUCCAAUCAACCCCUCUAUCGCUUCGUCAGCAGAAAAGCUUGGCCCUCCAAUACCAACAGAGCCGCUUGGAUAUGGCCUCAUAUCAGUGCAUCAGUAAUUGCAAACUCCGCCAGCUUUGGUCCGCCGUGGUCCGUCAUUCGUCCGUGA